Molecule: messenger RNA, 1288 nt
Organism: Vigna umbellata (rice bean)
Lineage: Eukaryota; Viridiplantae; Streptophyta; Magnoliopsida; Fabales; Fabaceae
Source: RefSeq, a predicted model, not a curated record
AUGCUGCAUGCAGGUAAAAAAAUGUGGAUAUGGAUAACUGUUGUCUCAGUAGUAGCUGCUCUGUUAGUAAUAUGUGCAAUUGCCCUUGUCAUAAAGAAAAGAAAACGUCUGCUUCAAGAGAAAAAAAGAAAAGGGGUCGCUGAGAAUAACAUGGCAGAUUUAGCAGCACCAAAUAGAUUCUUUGAUGUCAAAGCCUCGGACGAUGAAUUCAAGAUGAUACAAAAUCUAAACGUGUUUCACUAUACAUUAGUAUUGUCGGCAACAGACGACUUUUCUUCUGAAAACAAAUUAGGAGAAGGAGGAUUUGGACCUGUUUAUAAGGGAAUCCUUCCUUCUGGUCAAGAAGUUGCCAUAAAAAGACUUUCAAAAACAUCAGGACAAGGAAUUGUAGAAUUCAAAAAUGAACUGGUGCUUAUAUGUGAACUUCAGCACAUGAAUCUUGUACAACUACUUGGAUAUUGUAUUUAUGAAGAGGAAAGGAUUCUAAUUUAUGAGUUCAUGUCAAACAAAAGCUUGGACUGCUAUUUAUUUGGUGAGAAUUAUUUCUUAACUUAAUUUUAUUAUGACAAAGGCAAGGUUUUGGACUGGAAGAAGCGCUUCAAUAUAAUAGGAGGAAUCUCUCAAGGAUUACUCUAUCUUCAUAAGUACUCAAGACUAAAAGUAAUUCAUAGAGACUUGAAAGCUAGUAACAUACUUCUUGAUGAGAAUAUGAAUCCAAAAAUUUCUGAUUUUGGAUUGGCAAGAAUGUUUACACAGGAAGAAUCCAUGAAAAAUACUAGUAGGAUUAUUGGAACCUAUGGUUACAUGUCCCCUGAAUAUGCCAUGGAAGGAAUUUUUUCUACAAAAUCUGACGUUUACAGCUUUGGAGUGUUGCUGCUUGAAAUUGUUAGUGGGAGAAGAAACACUAGCUUAUAUGAUGUUGAUCUCCCUCUUAAUCUUCUAGGACAUGCGUGGGAGUUAUGGAAAGAAGGUGCACCUCUCCAAUUAGUAGAUCCAUCAUUGAGUGAGUCAUUUGAUCUUGAUGAAGUGAAAAGAUGCAUUCAAGUGGGUCUCUUAUGCGUAGCACAAUAUGCAAAUGAUCGACCAACAAUGUUUGAUGUUGUAUCAAUGUUAACAAAUGAAAGUUCAAUAGUUACCUUGCCUCAAAAACCUGCUUUUUAUUUGGAAAGAGGUUACUUUGAUAAGAAAAUGUCUUCUGAAGAUUUAAAUACUAACUCUAUGGAUGAAAUUACUGCUUCCUUCUGAGAACGAGAUUUUGUUUAUAUGCAUUUUUUUUUGUAAAGAUUAC